Molecule: messenger RNA, 210 nt
Organism: Rotaria sordida
Lineage: Eukaryota; Metazoa; Rotifera; Eurotatoria; Philodinida; Philodinidae
Source: the annotation of a GenBank genome assembly
AUGUUUUCACUUGAUAUAAUUCAAUAUGAAAUCGAACAUUUACCAGCAUUUGGUGCAUAUCAUAAUAAACAAUUAGUGAGUUGGUGUUUGACAAGAUUCGAUGGUUCUUUCGGAGCCGUAUUUACACUACCUGAAUUUCGUCGACUUGGUCUUGCAUCACUAGUAUCAGAAAUCAAAGCAUCUUCGGCAUCAUUUUAUCGUUGUUUUUAA